AUGGUGGAUUUCUGGUUGGACACCUGGUGCGAGCAGGGACCUCUCCAUUCAUUGGUGGCAGCAGAUACGGCCCGUCCCCAUUUCUUGGUGGCAGAGUUUUUGGACCGGGAGGGGUGGAACAAGGAGCGCCUCCUGCAGUGGCUUCCGGAGCACCUGGUGGAGAAGGUAGUUGACGUACCCUUCGACCUGGAGGGUCAGGAUCAAAUCUUGUGGUCUCCCUCGUCGUCGUCGGGGUUCUUGCUAAGCUCGGCUUGGGAGAGGUGUCGCAAAAGACGAGGUAGGUCAUUAUUACACGGGAUGGUUUGGAAUAGGGGCGUGUUGUUGAAGAUGUCUAUGUUCGCAUGGCGUCUGUUAAGAAACUAUGUACCGGUGGAUUCGGUUAUUCGUCAGAGAGGGGUACCUGUGGUGUCCCGAUGCUCUUGUUGUCUGCAAGAAGAAGAAUCGGUGCUCCACCUCUUUGCCAAUGGACCCGUGGCAACGGAAGUUGGGGGGCACUUUGGGAGCAGGUUUGGGGUCGGGCGUCGCCCAAUUGAGGGGCUGGAGAGUCUUUGGAAGAAAUGGGCUGCAUCUCUCCCACGGUUGCCGGCUCAUCAUAUCAGAUGUAUCCUUCCGGUGCUGAUAUGGUGGUUCCUUUGGAAGGGACGUAAUAAGGCGCGGUUUGAAGGUCAGCUAUUCUCAGCGCAGCGGAUAAGAUGGGAGGUGGACGGCUGCAUACAGGAUAUGGGACGUGCGGGGAGGCUGAUGAAGGAGCAGUUUUAUGGUGACCUGGACGACCCUUGGGCACGGCUGGCUCGGCCGGCCAACCGUCAACGACGGCCAAUAGUGGUAUCCUGGAGCAGGCCUCCACCCCGUCAGAGCAAAUUAAACACUGACGCCAGCGUGGUCAAUGGCAGGGCGGCUGGAGGAGGAGUUUUGCGCGACUCUGAUGGCAGGCUCAUUUUUGCGUUUUACAAGGAGUUUGGGGAGAAGGGGGUACUGGAGGCCGAGGCGAUGGCACUACAGGAAGGUUUGCGGGAGUGUGUGACAAGGGGAGCUCAGGGGGUGUUGGUGGAAGUAGACUCGGCGGUUCUGGUAUCUCUGGUCAAUUCGUCGGUGCUGGGAGGGUGGGCGCAUUGCAAUCUGUUGCGUCGGGUUCGCCCUUUACUGGGGCAGGUGGCUGGGACAGUUAUACACAUUUUCAGAGAAGCAAACAUGGUGGCAGACAGGUUAGCAGCCAUGCAAGGAUGUCCAGAUAUGAUUUUUGAGUCAGUUCGGCAGUUGCCGAGGGAGGUUCGAGGGUGCCUAGCCUUGGAUGCUAGGGAAUUCCCGUCCAUUAGAUUAGUACCCGGGUAG
Coffea arabica (coffee) is the source of this 1332-nucleotide messenger RNA. Lineage: Eukaryota; Viridiplantae; Streptophyta; Magnoliopsida; Gentianales; Rubiaceae. The record is from RefSeq and is a predicted model, not a curated record.